AUUCUGUCUUCAAACUGUAUCAAUGUCUAUUUUCGGCUGAUUCACGAGAGAGCUGCCACCUUCAGGGCGUACAUUGUAUUUCUGAUCAUUACUGUCGCAGACACAUUCAGUCCUCUUGCUGCAAAUAGCUGAUUCCUCGGUCCGCUUGGAAGUGGCAUAAUGUGUCAGGAUUGCAAUAAUUCCUAUUAACCGAUAGUCACGUUAGAGAAAUGCUCGCUGAUCUGCUUUAUAUUUCCGUGAUUUACACUGUAUUUUAGUUCAAAGCCGUUAUGGAAGAGCGGACAUCCGAAAAGGCCUCGAAUAAACGAUGCAUUUAUCAUCACGGCAAAAUGUGAAAACGGCAACGUGGAUUUUAUUACAGAUGACGUGCACCACCGAAAAGUUGGUGGUGCAACAGUGCUGAGAAAAGCAGAAUUGGACAUAUUACUGCUACCUUUUUGUCCCUUCACUGGAUCUAGUUUUACACAAUCAGUGUAAUAAUACCCAUAAAGGAAGAGUAAAAAUGUUUUCCCUGUGAUCUGUAAGAAUGGCGAAGGGAUAUAGCUUUAGGAUCUGUAAGGGUCAGUUUGGGAAGCGAGGAGGCCAUUUAAAGUUUAUCCAUUACUUCUUCAUAACAGUCUUCUGUAUCUCUCUGCUAGCUUUACUCUUUAUUGAUGUAAUUGAAUUGUGGGUAACCUCGCUGGGCAUGAGCAAAGCGAUUGGUCCUCAUGGAGUAGUCAUUCCACACAGUAUACCCCCGAUCCGUUCCGAAGAGUAUUUGUUUAUGCCUAGCAUCCACGUCUGCCAGCGUGCCAAACCUUACCUCAUCAUUUUGGUGGCAACCGCACCUCAAAACAGAAAGGCCCGCCAAGCCAUUCGUGACACCUGGGGUGGGGAAAUACAAGUCAGGGGUCACCGAGUCAUGACCCUCUUCAUUGUAGGUCAGCCAUUUGACCCAGUUAUUGGCAAAGAAUUAAUAGAAGAGUCAAAAGAGCGUGGGGACCUCAUACAGGGUCGCUUCAUGGACUCCUAUGGCAACUUGACCCUGAAAACUCUGUCUAUGCUGGGCUGGGCACGCCGUUUCUGUCCACAGGCUCACUACCUGGCUAAGGUAGAUGAUGAUGUAUUGUUUAACCCUAGCGCACUGCUGCAAUAUCUCAACCUCAGCUUUAAAACAGAAGAAAAUGACCUCACAGAACUUUAUCUGGGUCGGGUCCAGAUGAAGGUAGAGCCGAACCACAAUCCUGCCAGCAAACACUUCAUGUCAGAAAAUGCAUACAAUGAUACGUUCUUUCCCGAUUACUGCAGCGGAACAGCAUAUGUUCUUUCUCAGGCAGCUUUGCUCAAGCUGUCACUAGCGGCUGACGCCAUACUUUUACCCAGACCAUUGCCCCCAGAGGAUGUGUUUAUAGGUAUUUGCGCUAAGAGGGCAGGCAUAACACCUACCCAUUCUCCACUCUUCUCUGGAGGUCCAGCUGUACCGUACAGUCGUUGUUGCUACCAAAUGAUGGUGUCUGUCCACCAUACCAAGCCAGGGGACAUGGUGCACUACUGGAAGGAAGUGCACUCCACUGCCCCAUGUUCAUGGUUGGGUAUGCGGACAUCUUUUGGUGUCUGUAAAAUAAGAGCACUUCUUGGGACACUGUUGGGGACAGACUCCUAAAAUGAAGAUCAUUUAAUCUGCUGAAAUUAUAGGAAAGUAAGUUAUUGUGGAAAAAAAAUAAAAAAGCACAAAGGGUAUUCUUUGGUGAUAAUAUGCACUGCAACAUAAUUUUGUUAUUAUGAAGUACUUGAAUAGAUGUUCACUGCGUUACCCAGCAUGUGCCUUUCAUGAUUACAUUUGUAUGCUCAAAAUGGUCUGGUACGGACCGGUACACAGUACUGGCACUUCUAUAUUAUAAUCUUUAGCAUACCUUCACUUUUUCUUGCAAACCGAUGCUUCUUAGAUGUUGCCAGUACUUAAUCACCCAGACACUGACUCUUAAUGACUAAUAAAUAUACACUCCAUAAAUUAUACAACCCAAGAGGAGACACCAGGAGAUCAUGUGAAUGCAAGUGGAGUCCGUUAUGAUCUACCAGCAGUCUCGCAAGCAUUUUUUUUUUACCAUUGUAGAGAUUUCAAAUAUGAUAAUGAUUUGCAUAUAUCAGUAAGUGUACACCGGCACUUUAAUUUACAAUACUAUAUUUUAGGUAAAAUUAGUUAGGUAAAACUACAUGUUAGGUAAAAACUGUUAGCCUGAAUGUACCAUAAGUCGCUUUGGAUAAAAGCGUCUGCUAAAUGCAUAAAUAUAUUAAAACAAAAUAUAAUGGGAACACUGCUUGGCCUAAGAAAAAGGAUUAUAAAUUCCCUUGUCCUUUUAGGGUGAAAAUAAGCAGACAUAAUGAAAUGUUAAGAGUAUGUUAUGUAAAAUAAUAUGCCAAAAAAACAGUAAUUCUUUGCAAAUCUGUGCCAAUGAUAGAAGGUUUUGAGUAAGUAGAUCCCGCAGGAGCUUUUGCACCUCGCUCUGUUGCUAUACUUGGUCAUGAUUGUUGCAUUGGACUGUUAGUCUGUGGGUUAUUUCAUGUGAAAGAAACACCGGAAUCAGGCUUGGGUUGUAUUGUUCUUGUGAGCCCUUAUAAACCUCUAAGGCCCAUGCACACCUUUUCUCCUUUUGCAGUGCCCCUUUAUAUGAUACAAUACUAACUCCACUUAAUACAAAUAAAUAAAUACGGAAAAAAAAAAUAUUCUUAAUUUUUUUUGGCAUAGACAAAGUAAGGUGCAUGUUAUUUGGCAAUAUGUUAUAGCAAGCUAAUAAAGUUAAAACAUUUCUGCUGAUUUUUAUUGUUGACCUGUGUGACAUGCAUUUCUGUGUAAGCAUCUGUAGGUUUCUUGGCAAGGCUUCAUCACCUGAUGGCCAUUCCUGGCAACAGUUAAAUCACUGCUCACCUCUGCAGAACAUGUAAUUCUAGCAAUGAAAAAUGCUAUACAACAUAUAAGAAAGUAGCUUGGUCCUAGCCAAUUACAGGCUUUUUAAUAAGAAAGAUUUACAUGAAGACAGUGAUGAGUAUCUAAAACUGGAGUGAUGAGCCAUGUCUUAGUUCUGGUUAAUAGCAAUAAUACAGAAUAUUAAAGUCUCAACUGUUGUCAUUUUCCCCCAUUUUAUUGGGCCUUUAAAGACAAAUAAAUGAACAUUUUUUAAAGAUUUUAUAGGUAUUUUAUUAAACAAGCUAAAAGCUUUUAAGGAACAAGGAAACGACAUCCAGAGGUUUUGAAAAAAAAAAAAAA
Messenger RNA from Carassius auratus (goldfish), 3244 nucleotides. RefSeq names its product UDP-Gal:betaGlcNAc beta 1,3-galactosyltransferase, polypeptide 4 (gene b3galt4). Bases 527 to 1642 code for a protein of 371 amino acids. Gene Ontology annotation, cellular component: Golgi membrane. The transcript has 2 exons. Lineage: Eukaryota; Metazoa; Chordata; Actinopteri; Cypriniformes; Cyprinidae. Gene Ontology annotation, molecular function: hexosyltransferase activity. Gene Ontology annotation, biological process: protein O-linked glycosylation. The record is from RefSeq and is a predicted model, not a curated record.